GCGCGCUCACCUGCGUGUCAGAGUCUGACAGCAGACAUCCACCUGUCGUCGUCAAACCGGUGCACCCUCCCUCCUUUCCAUUGAUAAAUGACCGAAUGUCCACUCCUCAACUCAACUCAACCCUCGGCCGGCUCAGCGGUUCAAUUUGACGCGUAACCAUCGUUCCACGGUGUCUCAUGAGAGUACGGAGGGAGGCUUCGCGUGUAUGAUAGUCACAUCGAGGGGAGGGGACGUGGGCGGGUCUCCUUUGGCGCUUCUCAUUUCCCCGCGAUGGUUAUCUGGGCAGCAGGGCUGGAGAGACCGCCGGGGAGCAUAGUCGCCAGUCCAGCACGGAGACUCGCCUGGCCAAAGACUGCGCCGCACACUCGCCAGGAUUGCCAAACAUUCCUGAAAAAUAUACCUGCUAUUUAUGGCAUGUGGCUUGUAACUUUACUCCUGCUGUACUCUCUCCAGGAAGUACACAGCGAGGAUGUGGGCUCUACCAGGCUGUACUUUGUGAACGCGUCCCUCCAGAGGCUGACCUACUCCAGCUCGGUGGGGGUGUCUCUGCCCUGUCCGGCGGGCGGCACCCCCACCGCCAUCCUGCGCUGGUACCUGGCCACCGGCGAUGACAUCUACGACGUGCCCCACAUCCGUCAUGUCCAUGCCAAUGGCACCCUCCAACUCUACCCCUUCUCUCCCUCCGCCUUCAACUCCUACAUUCACGACAACGACUACUUCUGCACCGCAGAGAACCAGGCUGGCAAGAUCCGCAGCCCCAACAUCAGAGUCAAAGCUGUGUUCAGGGAGCCGUACACGGUGCGUGUGGCAGACCAGCGCUCCAUGCGGGGCAACGUGGCCGUGUUCAAGUGCCUCAUUCCCACCGCCGUGCAGGAGUACGUCAGCGUGGUGUCCUGGGAGAGAGACACCGUUUCCAUCAUCCCAGCUAACAGGUUCUUCCUGACAUCCUUUGGUGCUCUGUACAUCUCAGAUGUCCAGAAGGAGGAUGCCCUCUCUACCUACCGCUGCAUCACCAAGCACAAAUACAGCGGAGAGACACGCCAGAGCAAUGGAGCCAGGCUGUCUGUCAUGGACCCCACAGAGUCGUCUCCCUCUAUCCUGGACAGUUUCCAGGCGGGGGAGGUGCGGGCGGGUCUGAGUGUGGAGCUUCCCUGCAUUGCAGCAGGGUACCCCAGCCCCACAGUGCGCUGGCUGAAGGACGGCCGCCCACUGCCUUCCGAUGCCCACUGGACGCGGCGCCUCACAGGUCUGACCAUCAGUGACCUCAGGCAGGAGGACAGCGGCAGCUAUGCCUGUGAGGUCACCAACAGCUUCGGCUCCAAGGAGGUGUCCGGAGCACUUUAUGUCAUAGACCCCCUGCGAGUGACCCUUUCCCCCAAGAGUCUAAAGACGGGCAUCAGCAGUACCCUGUUCUUUACCUGUGCUGUGGAGGGUUCUCCAGAGUACACAGUGGCCUGGUACAGGAACACAGACUCUAUAAUCCCAGAUCAGCACAUCUCUAUCCAGGGCCCCCACAACGACACCCUGCAGAUCACAGCGGCUCAGAAGAGCCACUCUGGGGCCUACCAGUGCUUCGCCUCCCGCAAGGGCCACACUGCCCAGGACUUCUCUAUCAUACUGCUGGAGGAUGGUACUCCUCGUAUCGUGUCGUCCUUCAGUGAGCGCGUGGUCGCCCCCGGGGAGCCCUUCUCUCUGAUGUGUGGCGCCAAAGGAGCCCCACCCCCUUCUAUCACCUGGACACUGGACGACGAGCCUGUGGUGCGAGACUCCGCCUACAAAACCAGCCAGUACACCCUAUCAGACGGCCUGACCGUGUCACAUGUCAAUGUAAGCAGCCCAGCCAUCCGUGACGGGGGAGUGUAUCGCUGCGCUGCACGCAACUCGGCCGGUAGCGCCGAGUACCAAGCGCGCAUAAACGUAAGAGGUUCUCCUAGGAUCAGGGAGAUGCGUGACAUCACGGCUGUAGCUGGAAGGAACACCUUUAUAACCUGUCGUGUGAUUGGUUACCCCUACUACUCUAUCAAGUGGUUUAAGGACGGCAUGCUGCUGCCUGACAACCAUCGCCAGGUGGUGUAUGAGAAUGGAACCCUGAGGCUGAGUGAUGUGCAGAAGGGCAUGGACGAGGGUACCUACCUGUGUAGUGUGCUCAUCCAGCCACAGACCUCCAUCGACCAGACUGUCCACGUCACUGUGAAAGGUAGGAGACUGGACAGGGGUGGGGUACAAAGGGUAGGGGCAAAGGUGAAAUACAGUGGAUUUGUUGAAACCCCAGCUAAGAUCCUGUCGUUCGGGGGCACAGUGACCACUCCCUGGAUGAAGGAGAUCCGUUUGCCUUGCAGCUCAGUGGGAGAACCCACCCCCACCUUCAAAUGGACCAAAGACAGUGAGGACUCAGCUAUUCCUGUGACUGUGGACGGACAGCGUCAGAUCCUGUCCAAUGGUACUCUAGUACUGCGUUCCGUCAAAGCUGAGGAUUCUGGGUACUACACGUGCACGGCCACCAACACGCUGGGCUUUGAUACCAUCAUUGUCAACCUGCUGGUGCAAGUUCCUCCAGACCAGCCCCGUCUGACCGUCUCCACCACCUCUACCUCUUCCAUCACCCUGGCCUGGAUCCCUGGGGACAACGGAGGCAGCUCCAUCAGAGGUUUUGUCCUGCAGUACUCGGUGGACAACACAGAGGAGUGGAGGGAUGUGUUCAUUACUUCCACUGAGCGUUCCUUCAGGUUGGACAACCUGCGCUGUGGCACCUGGUACAAGGUCAAACUGGCAGCCAAGAAUAGUGUGGGCUCAGGACGCAUCUCUGAGAUCAUCGAGGCCAAGACGCACGGACGAGAGCCCGUGUUCAACAAGGAGCAGCCCCUGCUCACCCACAUCAACUCCACUCAUGCGGGGCUCAACCUGCAGGGCUGGACCAGCGGAGGCUGCCCCAUAACUGCUCUGCUGCUGGACUUCCGGCCCAAGGGCACGUGGGCCUGGCAGAGCCUGAAGGCCAAUGCCACAGCCCAGCUCUUCCUCAGCGAGCUGCGUGAGGCCACCUGGUACGAACUGAAGAUGAAGGCCUGCAACAGUGCCGGCUGUGGGAACCAGAGCUCCCAGUUUGCCACCACAGACUACGAUGGCAGUACCAUCCCUCCUAUAAACUCGGCCCAGGAGGACAGAGACGAUGUGAAGAAGCUGUUCUCCAUAGGCUCUCCUGUCAUCCUGGUCACCCUGGGCGUCGCCCUGCUCUUCAUCAUCCGCAAGAAACGCAAGGAGAAGAGACUGAAACGACUCAGAGAUGCUAAGAGCCUUGCAGAGAUGCUUAUCAGUAAGAACAACCGCAGCAUGGACACCCCAGUGAAGGGUCCUCCCCAGGGCCCCCGGCUCCACAUCGACAUCCCUCGUGUCCAGCUGCUCAUCGAGGACAAGGAGGGGAUCAAACAGAUAGGUGAGGACAAGGCAGCGGCCCCAGUGACGGACACCGAGUUCAGCCAAUCGGUAAAUCCACAGAGCUUCUGCACGGGCGUGUCUCUGCACCACCCCGCCCUCAUCCAGAACACAGGGCCAUUGAUUGACAUGUCAGACAUCCGUCCUGGAACCAACCCAGUGUCGAGGAAGAGUGUGAAGUCGGCCCACAGCUCCAGGAACCGUUACUCCAGCCAGUGGACCCUGAGCAGGCCGGGCCAGAGCCAAUCAACAGCCUCCGCAAGAACUCUGACCUCUGACUGGCGCACCAUGGGAUCCCACGGCAUCACCGCCACCGAGAGUGACAGCUACAGCGCCAGCCUGUCGCAGGACACUGAUAAGGGUCGUAACAGCAUGGUGUCCACAGAGAGUGCGUCGUCUACGUACGAGGAGCUGGCGCGGGCCUACGAACACGCCAAACUGGAGGAGCACCUGCAGCAUGCCAAGUUCACUAUCACAGAAUGUUUCAUCUCCGACAGCUCCUCUGAUCAGAUGACCACUGGCACCAACGACCCGGCCGACAGCAUGACAUCACUCAGCACGCCGUCCGAGACAGGCCUUUGUCGCUUCACCGCCUCGCCACCCAAACCCCAAGACUAUGACCGCGGCAGACCUACUAAUGUGGCCGUGCCCAUCCCCCACCGUGCCAACAAGAGUGAAUUCUGCAACCUCCCACUCUACAUGAAGACAGACCCUUUCUUCAGGAAACAAGCAGAACUGCAUGACCCGUGCCCUGCUGUACCGCCCCGGGAGGCCUCCAUCCGCAGCCUGGCACAGCGGGCGUACCACACCCAGGGCCGUCACAUGACUCUGGACCCGUCCAAGCAACAGGCCCUGACGUUGGGACACUCUGGGCUGGGCAGCCUGGGUGUGAGCUCGGGUACUGCCACCCUGCCCCAGAGGACUCUCACUAUGCCCAGCUCCAACCCUGCAGCCACAGCCUCCACCUCCAGCACCAGCAGCAAUCCCACUGGCUCCAGCACCAAGAUGGGGGGCUCCAGAGACUCACUGCUAGAGAACAGCUCCUCAGCGUUGGGCAGACUGCAGAAGCAAGGGGUCGGGGCCUACUCCAAGUCUUACACACUGGUGUAGCUACUAGCCCCCCUUCUCUCUCUCAAAGACUAUACACUCCUGUCUGGCGCCGGCCCACACCCAGCCCAGCCCCACAUCAGUGUUCUACACUCCAGGUCAGGGUGGGCAUGUAGUGCAGUGCAGUGCAGCAGGUGUCCCCAGCUAACAGCUAGCUACUGUAACAGCUAAUUACCCAGUAGUGUAAUUAGUCUUUAUUCUGACCUUGGGUUCUGCCUCCCAGGAAUGACCAGAGACCAUUGUAACCUGCCUGAUUUAUGCUCACCUGGACCUGUAUAAAACAAACCACAAUCUCCUACUGACUACCAGUUAGCCUGCUGCCAUGCUAGCAUGUUGCUCAGUGUCUGGACACACACACACACACACACACACACACACACACACACACACACACACACACACACACACACACACACACACACACACACACACAGAGGAAGACCUGGAGCUAUUCUCCAAGGUCAUUUCAAACCAAUUGAGUAUUACUGAGGAGCUGAACGGGGAAAGCUCACUGCUCGUGCUGAUGAAGUCAAUGAUAGCAGAGGAGUCUGGGCUAAAAGCAGUGUUCAUCACACACACAUACAUUAUGCUGCCCUCCAUGGUUUGAGCAGAAGCUCCUGCAGGACUUCCAGUUUUAUCCCCUCUAGUCUCGUCUCACUCUCUGUGUCCACGCCCAGUCUCACUCUCCAUCGGCAGUUACUCUCUCUCUCUCUCUGUGUGUGGAUUCCAUAAGGAAGGGUUUCAGGUUCACCUCACUCAGAAUUUUAAGUUCGUAUUUUUAGCACAUUUAUUGUUGAUAUGUCCCACCCUCCCCUCCUCUUUCCCAACUCAACAUUAUGCGAUAGCUUUUGACCGAAACAUGGCAACCCAAAUAACCCAGCAAGGAUUUGAAAACAUCAGGGCUCUCGCAAUACAAACAAAUAUAGAAUAUUUGGUAUUUUAAAGAUUUUACGUAUAUAUUUCUAUAUAAGUAUAUUAUGUCAUUUAAGUGAAAUUAUGGCAAAGAAUAAAACUAUACAACCAUUUAAAUGUUUUAAAAACUAUAAGAAUAAGACAAUCGCUCAAUCAUGUGAAGAGCAGGGAAAAUGAAAGAGGAGGAAAGAAUAGAAGAGUAUUAUGAAGAGGGAGGAGCACGUGUAUAUAGAGGGUGUUCUUUAUGUUACUGUAGACAGGCUGAGAGGAACGAGGUGACUUCCUUUACAGACAGGAAGUGUCUAUCUCAAAGCCCCCUAUUAGUUAGUAUCUUAUAAGAUCGUCAGUGAUUGGUUGGUGUACUUACUUUCAGAAGCCAAAUCAUUUCCUCUGAAGACGGGUGUAUCCAGGGCGACCUACACUGUUGACACUGUUGUCUAUCAUUUCUCUGCUUUCGUUCACCUGUUACUUGAGUAAACAGAGGCCAUGACCUCUCAGGGCCUCAGGUAUGGGCAUUUGACCUUUGACCUGUGGUAGCAGCGGGGUUACAGAGUCACUGUGAGUGAAGCAGAAGUCAGGGAUCAGAGCACGGCUACUGUAUCCCACAGCUAGCUACCACACAGAGCGUACACCAGUAGCCCUGUAACGUCUACCAACCUCUCACCCCAUGUAUUACUGUCUCCCUCCUUCCAAUACAAAAUGGCCACCAAGACACCAAGGAGGAUAAUCAUGUGAAGUAAGUUAAUUGUCUAGUUUACCAGAGAGACGUUACCAGCCAGUCAGGGUGUUCAGUUUGAAUAUGAUAAGAUGAUGUGCAGUCAGUGGUCUGUUGGUGUCUCUGUUGCUGCCCUGUCUGAAGUACUGUAUAUUUCCCACUUCUUUCCCCAUCCCCAAUAUCCAUGUCCAUCCUCAUCCCCCGCACCAUUUUGUGCUACUACAUGUACAUCAACACAGAACUUGUUGGAAUGUCUAUUGAAGUAUUGCCAUUCAAGUGUUUUGUCAUUUCUUUUGUUUUGGGAUUAUUUGUCCAUCUGUUGAUUUUGAAUUGAAUAUGUUUGUUUUAACUUGGGUUCUAGAGGCCAGACAGCACUGAGGCAUAACACACCUAUGAUUUCGGACAGCUUUAACCAAGUAAAAUCAGGGACUAGCUCUUUAGGUCACACCAGAGCCAUGUAUUUAGAAAGCAGAGCCAAUGCGGUUUCUGCAUUAUGAUGCAUUUACAUGACACUUCAACAUUCUAUGGCAGCCAUGUUAGCUCCCCAUUAACAUCACAUGGGGAAUAUUUUAGCAAUGCUAUGUAACUGAGUGUCUAGAAUUCUAAAAGUUGUUUGAACUCUCUCUAUAUGGGUCUGGGUCACACACACUGAAAUUGUGAAUAUACUGGACAGGGUCCGGAAAAGCUGACACUCCCAACCAGCUCUCCCUAGUCAACUCCAUGCCACCUUGGACAUACAGUACAUACACUACCUUUGGCAGUAUUGUUUAUAGAUUAACUCUUGUACAUAAAACACAGUUUUGUAUGAAGAGCUAUUUUCGUCAGAAUAAAACAGGGCAAGAUCAGGGUUGAAUUAUGCCCCACUUCAAAAUGAAAACAACAUGAAUGAAAAUAUUGAUUUGAUAAACAUUAAUUUCCACCUUGGGCAACAAAUAUUUUUUCUCUAUUCCCUUCAUGUUUUUUAUACUAAUUUGUUUAAUUUUUAUGCUUUUUUAAAGGUAUUUUGAUGUUGUCAUUUGUCCUGUUCACUUUUUUAAUGAUCAUUUUUUUGUAUUUUGUUCAUCCUCAAAAAUGACAUUGCAUGCUUGGUAAAAGGGAAAAGGUGAGGGAAAGAAAUGUACAAAAAAAUAAUAUUUGAAGAAAAGAAAAUGUUGAGGGGAUUCCAAACAUUCGUUUGAGUUGCUUCUAAUAGCAAUUGCUUGUCUUUAAAAGAACAUUUUCUAUGAAAAGAAAAGAAAAAAACAAACAAAAAGAGUAUUCUAACACCUUGUGCAAUAAAGCUAUCUUUCUAUA
Molecule: messenger RNA, 7456 nt
Organism: Salvelinus fontinalis (brook trout)
Lineage: Eukaryota; Metazoa; Chordata; Actinopteri; Salmoniformes; Salmonidae
Product: cell adhesion molecule DSCAML1-like
Exons: 21
Coding region: 271-4539 (1422 amino acids)
Biological process (GO): dendrite self-avoidance; homophilic cell-cell adhesion; axon guidance
Cellular component (GO): axon; plasma membrane
Molecular function (GO): cell-cell adhesion mediator activity
Source: RefSeq, a predicted model, not a curated record